Cricetulus griseus (Chinese hamster) is the source of this 2923-nucleotide messenger RNA. The record is from RefSeq and is a predicted model, not a curated record. NCBI's taxonomy places the organism in Eukaryota, Metazoa, Chordata, Mammalia, Rodentia, Cricetidae.
GCACCACACAUCGGUCCACCCUGGGACUCCCCAGCUCAGCCGAAACGGUAUCCUCGGGGCUCCAGCCCCGGGAGCCUCCAGGUCUCUGGUGUCGCGCGGGACACACCCCGGGGGAGGAGCCACCUCUCCCGGCCAGUGCAAGCAGACCGCCAGCUACAGUUUCCUCUCCUCUGCUGCAGCCAGCACACCCACCCCGGACCGGACCGACAUGGCCCAGGAACGCCCCUCCUGUGCCGUGGAGCCCGAGCACGUCCAGCGGUUGCUACUGUCCUCUCGUGAGGCCAAGAAGUCAGCCUACUGCCCCUACAGCCGCUUCCCUGUAGGAGCUGCCCUGCUCACCGGGGACGGGAGGAUCUUCUCUGGGUGCAACAUAGAAAACGCCUGCUACCCACUGGGCGUGUGCGCUGAGCGGACUGCCAUCCAGAAGGCCAUCUCGGAAGGGUACAAGGAUUUCAGGGCUAUUGCCAUCUCCAGUGACUUGCAAGAAGAGUUUAUCUCUCCGUGUGGAGCCUGCCGACAAGUCAUGAGAGAGUUUGGCACCGACUGGGCCGUGUACAUGACCAAGCCAGAUGGCACAUACGUAAUCAGGACAGUCCGGGAGUUGCUGCCGGCCUCCUUUGGGCCUGAAGAUCUGCAGAAGAUUGGAGAAUAGAAUGCCUGCCUGUGUGGGGCUGGGUCCCUACCUGAGGGACAGGCCUUAGAAGAUUUCAUAGAGAUGCUGUCCCUGACUGGGCCUGGAGACACCUGCCACAUGGAGAUACCUUGUGCCACAAGGUAACAAGGGCGACCUUGAUUCACACACCACAGUCUCCCCAAGAGUGAUGGAAGCUGACACUCAGUCUGGGCCAAAGCCUGCAUCCUCUUGGGGACUCGGAGCACUCCACCUCCUCCUCUCCCUCCUGCAGGCCCUGGCAUUCCAGGCCUGGCCUGCCUCCCUGCCAGCCUUCCAAGGUUCUUCCAAGUCCUGUUCCAUAUGACUUUUCUGAUUGUAAACACCACAGAAUGUCCUGGCUGAAAAUAAUGUGUUUUUGUGCUUAAUUUCUGUGUGCAGCUCCGAGGGCAUGGUUCAUCUCACAGGGAGGUCUUAGCUGUUAUCUUCAGUCAGAGGAUGUGGGUGCUUCCCAGUGCACUUCUCUAAGUGGCAUCUGAGGUCUGAGGCUCCUUGUCCCUGUGUUCUUGGUCAGGAGACCCUUAGGGUUUGAUUCCAGGGCCCACUUGUUAUAGUGUGGACAUGGAAUGGAAGCUAUGUCAUUGGGGGUGUCCCUGAAGGAUAUGGAGGUAUCCAGACGUCUUCCUCCUCCUCAUUUCCUAGCUAUGAGGUGAGCUGGUCUUUACCACACACUUAAAGUGAUGUGCACCUCCCAGCCAGAGGCUGAAAGUCAACGGGCCCACGGGCCAGAUCCCCCAAAACUGUAAGGCCAAAUAAACCUGUCCUCUUCAUAAGCUGAUUCUCCCAGGUAUUUGUUACAGGAUGGAGAGCUGACUGACACACCAUUGCUGGGGCUGGUUUGGGCUCAGCAGAGAUCCGAGUUCUGAUGUCAGCUGUAGUCCAACUUUUCUUUGGGCCACCAGCUCACAAAUAACGGCAUGGAGACUUUUUAUUAAUUAUGAAAGCUUGGCCUUAGCUUAGACUUGUUUCUAACUAGCUCUUAUAACUUAAAUUAACCCAUUUCUAUUUAUCUACAUGUUGCCCCAUGACAUGUGGCUUUAACCUCUCCUCCUGCAUGUCCUCUGUAUCCGACUGGCAACCCUUGGGCACCUGGGAUCAUCCUCCUCUUCCUUUCUCUCCCGGAAAUCCCCACCUAUACCUCCUGCUUAGCUAUUGAUCGUUCAGCUUUUAUUACACCCGUUGCAGCAAUGCAUCUUCACAGUGUACAAAUGUCCCACAACAACAGCCGCCCACUGCCACAGCUGUGACGACACAGUGUAAGGGGAAGCAUGGGCAAGGCAGAAAGGACAUCCCUCAGGACCCACUCAGUGCCAUGUGCUUUUGUACUACUCUCUGUUUUCAAUCCUCAGUGGUUCUGGGAGCUGGCUGCCAUGGGGCAGAGUAGCUGAGAGCUUGCUCAACAGCUGUGGCAGAGCUCAGCAGAGAAUCCAUAAUCCCUCAGGGUGUGGUGGCGAAUGCCUUUAAUCCCGGCACUCUUGGGAGGCAGAGGCAGGCAGUGCUCUGUGAGUCCGAGGCCAGCUGAGACUACAUAGGGAGUUUCAGGCCAGCCAGGGUGACAUAAUGAGAUCUGUCUCAACCAAAAGAGAAAGGUCCAGAUCCCUUGACCCCACAGUGACCUGGAAGCUGUACACUCUGCUGAGGUUUCUGACAUGUAGGAACUCACUGCACCCUCACUUAAGAACCCCAUAGGUGGUUUUGCUUUCACUUUAUCAAUAAACACAUCAAAGACCAGAGAGGUUAAAUCAUUUGCCCAAAGUCAAACAGCCAUGUAGAGCCAGUAGCCAGUCGGCUCUGAUUCUGAGCGGCUUUUCCCACAUUCUGCACAGCCAGGACUGUUUACUGAGUGUCUUUCCUGUCGAGUAUGAUGAAUUGUGCAGAGAGAACAAUGUAGAAGAAGCAGUCUGCUCUUGAGGAAUGCUCAGUGUGAAGUGAGGGAGUAGAAAGAUUUAAUGCACAGGGAUGCAGCCGGUGACCAGGGAGAAACAGGCAUACACACUGACCAGGGAGGGACUGGCUACUUUGUGCACUGGUAAGCAUGCAUGCACGCGCGCGCGCACACACACACACACACAUACACUAAAAAAAUAAUGUUUAAAGAAAGUUUGGGCUUUGGAUUAGACAGCCUUCGGGUCAUGUGAUUUGGCCCAAGUUAUUUCACUACUCUGAGACUCCAUCCCUGCAUCUGUAAAAUGGGACUGUUGUGAGGAUCUGAAUGAAAUCCUGCAAAAUUAAAAACCCUGUGUUUAAGCCACA